GGAAAGACCAGCCCAUUUCACCGAUGAAGACACUAAGAGCCUCAGGGACACAGCAAUUAUUGUGGAAGCCAUGAAGUUGAAUGAGAGAAGUGUAGCCCACUAUGCACUGAGCGACUCCCCAGCGGACCACACAGGCUUCCUGCGCACUUGGGGGGGCCCAGGAACCCCACCUACCCCCAGUGGCACUGGCCGAAGAUGCUGGUUUGUUCUCAAGGGCAACCUGCUGUUCUCCUUUGAGAGUCGCGAGGGCCGGGCCCCACUGAGCCUGGUGGUGCUAGAGGGCUGCACAGUGGAGCUGGCUGAAGCUCCAGCACCUGAGGAGUUUGCCUUCGCCAUCUGCUUUGAUGCUCCUGGAGUGCGUCCACACCUGUUGGCAGCAGAUGGGCCAGUGGCCCAGGAGGCUUGGGUAAAGGCACUGUCCCGGGCAAGUUUUGGCUAUAUGCGCCUGGUGGUACGGGAGCUGGAGAGCCAGUUGCAGGAAGCCCGCCGGAGCCUGGCCUUGCAACGACACUCAUCCUGCAAGGCUGUUGCUAACCGCUGUAAGCCCCAGGCUCUUGACUAUUGGUCUCUGGGCCUGGAGAACGGCCACUCCCUUCCCAGAGACUAUAGCCCUGUGGGCUUAGGUGAAGAAGGGGGCAGUAGGUGGGCAGGGCGAGCGUUGGCAGAGGGGGUGUUGCAGGGCCCUGCCAACCUCCUCUUAGGCAGUGGGCAGAGCCCUGUGUCCCCUGAGACCUCCUGCUUUUCCACCCUGCAUGAGUGGUAUGGCCAGGAGAUUGUGGCACUACGGCGGAGAUGGCAGCAGAGGACCCAGGGAAGCCAGGCAGAAUAUGGGGAACAAGCAGAACAGGAUAGGUCCUAAACCUGGGCCCUUCUAGUUUUGCCUCUGUCCUGCUGGUCAGGACACCAGGGCCAGUGCUUUUUCUAGAGUUAAAUGUUUACUCAUUUCCAAGGUUGCUUUUGGGGGUGUUUCUUUCCAUGUAUUUUAGGGAAUCUCCAGGUUCUAGACCCAACCUUGUACCUGGAGGGGACUGAGGAAUCAUGACUUUCAUCCUCUUUCCUGAGACAGAGAGGAUAGGUAGCUUGCUCAGAGUCACAGAGCAAGA
Molecule: messenger RNA, 1103 nt
Organism: Otolemur garnettii (small-eared galago)
Lineage: Eukaryota; Metazoa; Chordata; Mammalia; Primates; Galagidae
Gene: PHETA2
Product: family with sequence similarity 109 member B
Exons: 2
Coding region: 71-859 (262 amino acids)
Biological process (GO): endosome organization; retrograde transport, endosome to Golgi; receptor recycling
Cellular component (GO): trans-Golgi network; recycling endosome; early endosome
Source: RefSeq, a predicted model, not a curated record